Molecule: messenger RNA, 903 nt
Organism: Acomys russatus (golden spiny mouse)
Lineage: Eukaryota; Metazoa; Chordata; Mammalia; Rodentia; Muridae
Gene: Ift25
Product: intraflagellar transport 25
Exons: 6
Coding region: 158-589 (143 amino acids)
Biological process (GO): intraciliary transport
Cellular component (GO): cilium; intraciliary transport particle B; centrosome
Source: RefSeq, a predicted model, not a curated record
GCCAAGCCGCCCGGCCCGCGGCCGCCACCUACCUGUGCCCCUGCCGGGGGCAGCGAGCGGCUGCACCUCACGGGCGGCUCCUUCCUCCACUGAGCGGCUGACCAGGAAGCGGCUCGGCACCUAGGCCACAAAGCCCGUGAGGGCUACACAUUUUGAGAUGAGGAAGGUGGAUCUCUGUUCGAGUACUGAAGGGACUGAGGUGAUUCUGGCUACCUCGAGUGAUGAGAAGCACCCACCUGAAAAUAUCAUCGAUGGGAAUCCAGAAACAUUUUGGACCACCACAGGCAUGUUUCCCCAUGAGUUCAUUAUUUGUUUUCACAAACAUGUGAAGAUUGAAAAGCUUGUGAUCCAGAGUUACUUGGUUCGGACCUUGAGGAUUGAAAAGACCACAUCUAAAGAGCCCUUCGAUUUUGAGCAGUGGGUUGAAAAAGAUUUAGUACACACAGAGGGGCAGCUUCAAAAUGAAGAAAUUGUGGCACGAGAUGGCUAUGCCACUUUCUUGAGAUUCAUUAUUGUCUCAGCCUUCGAUCAUUUUGCAUCUGUGCACAGCAUUUCUGCAGAGGGAAUAACAGUCUCAAGUCUUUCUUAGUAAUUACAACAGUGCUCUGAGCUACUUUUAAAAUACAUUGAUUGAAACACAAAGUUAUCUUUGAUAUGUUUACUAUUAAGUAUAUCGUAUCGCUAUUUCCAUUUUAUUCAUAUUUCUUCAGUGUUUUGGGCAAAGAAAUUCUGGUUCCAUGAAUCAGCAGUGUUGGAGGAUAUGAGGACUUUUUAAUUCAAUAUACAGAUUAAUCAAGGAAAUGACUGUAUAUGAAAAUUUAUCUAUAAUUCAUUGUGCCUCCAUGGCAUCUACUAUAGAGCCCAUCAAAUCUCAGUGCAUUAAUUUUUAAUGAUGUAUUUAUU